AUGCCUACCAGAUUAACCAAGACCAGAAAGCACAGAGGUCACGUCUCCGCCGGUAAAGGUAGAAUCGGCAAGCACAGAAAGAAUCCAGGUGGUCGUGGUAUGGCUGGUGGUCAGCACCACCACAGAACCAACUUGGACAAGUACCACCCAGGUUACUUCGGUAAGGUUGGUAUGAGAUACUUCCACAAGCAGAGAAACCACUUCUGGAAGCCCCAGAUCAACUUGGAGAGAUUGUGGUCUUUGGUUGACGAGGAGAAGAGAGACGAGUACCUCAAGUCUGCUUCUGCCUCUUCUGCCCCAGUGAUUGACACUUUGGCCCACGGUUACGGCAAGGUUUUGGGUAAGGGUCAGUUGCCCCAGGUUCCUAUCAUUGUCAAGGCCAGAUUUGUUUCCAAGUUGGCUGAGGAGAAGAUCAGAGCUGCUGGUGGUGUCGUUGAGUUGAUUGCUUAA
This is a messenger RNA of Candidozyma auris, 450 nucleotides long. It is a transcript of the gene RPL28, whose product is annotated as 60S ribosomal protein uL15. Lineage: Eukaryota; Fungi; Ascomycota; Pichiomycetes; Serinales; Metschnikowiaceae. The record is from RefSeq and is a predicted model, not a curated record. Gene Ontology annotation, biological process: translation. Gene Ontology annotation, cellular component: cytosolic large ribosomal subunit; ribosome. The coding region runs from base 1 to 450 and encodes 149 amino acids. Gene Ontology annotation, molecular function: structural constituent of ribosome. The transcript has a single exon.